GUGACUUUUUUCCCCCCAGCCAUGUUUUUUGACAGCUCCUAUCUUCAUUCUUGUUGGGUGUGUACGAAACGCAAGCUUGGCUCCACAAUCGCUAUUUUGAAUGUAAAAUCGGCCCCAAGUGAUGCUAAAAUAGCCCCAAACUUUACAACAUGGAGUCCUCACCACCCCAAAUGCGCGAUUUCUCCGAAUUCUGCGAACAAUUACACGAAAUCGAGUGCCAUGUUUUUUGACAGCUUCUAUCUUCAUUCUUGUUGGGUGUGUACGAAACGCAAGCCUGCCUCCACAAUCGCUAUUUUCAAUGCAAAAUCGGCCCCAAGUGAUGCUAAAAUAGCCCCAAACUUUACAACAUGGAGUCCUCACCACCCCAAAUGCGCGAUUUCUCCGAAUUCUGCGAACAAUUACACGAAAUCCGUUUAAAAUUCCACAAAUGGGACAGUUGCGAACGCACCGUCGCCCUCUACUACCUCAUGACGGGGCUGCCGUUCGCCAACGCCCGCUUCCUGCAACACGCCUUGGAACAAUGCAUCGCCUCGGCCUCCACCCCCGAGGCCCAAGCCCUCGAACGCAACGCAAACAACUCGGUGUUCGUGGCGCGCCUCCUCAUGGAGCACCCCCAAAACGCCCUCGGCCUCCUCCUCACGCACCUCCCGCUCCUCAAGCCGGGCAACAAGGAGGCCGCCAACUCGUAUCUGGUGACAAUAAGACGCCUCCUCGCCGAAUUCAUCGCCCCCCCAUGCAAGAUCUACAACGAGUGUGUGGAAAUCAUGUCGUAUGUUUUCAUACAUCCCGCGUUUGAUAAGGAAGAUAAGAGGGGUUUUAAGCACUUGUUAAAGCAGGUUUUGAAUCGGGUCAGUCCCGAGAAUUUUAUACACGAGUCCAGUGACGAGUCGUCAAGUCCUGAAAACACGGAUUUGGGGCGAGGGGGGCGCAGGUCGAAUAGUUUGACCACGCAAACCAGCUCACAUGAGAGUUUGAGGGAGGUUUGGUCCUCACAAGAGAAUCUCUCACAACCGCCCCCAAAACCUAGGAGUUAUUCAUUGUCGAAUGAUAAAACUCUUGUUAAUUUAACAACGUUGCAAUCGAGUAGUUCGGAGACUAGACUACAAGAUUUGCAAAUUUUGAGUAAUUUACCUGUAAUGAAGAGUAUUUUAUCGUGGCUGAAAUCAUUAAGACUGCAUAAAUAUAGUUGGGUGUUUCAUAACCUCACUUAUCAACAAAUGUUGGAUUUAUCUGAUGAUACAUUACAAGCGAUUGGUAUUACGAAAGGGGCCAGACAUAAGUUAUUAUUAAGUAUUGCUAAACUUAAAGAACGUAGUACAAUGUUGACUGAACUUGAGACUGAAGUUAUGAAUGGUGGUGAUCUUAAUUUGGCUUUAAAAAAACUUAAAAGUGUUUUACAAACACCAUUACAAGUCACAAGUGGAGAGGAUUUACCUUCACAAUUUGUCAAAGUUAUGGGAAAAGUGUGCACACAACUUUUAAUGUUGAGACAACCAUCCGAUGAAUGUUUGAUGCUUUUUGUUAAUCUUUGUGAACGUUCGGAUGGUUUAGAAGCCUUCAGUGAUGACCAAAAACGAAGACUGAAUAUGUGGAAAGGGCAAUUGACUAAAGGCAAUCACGUGCCGGUGUAUACGCAAAAAAUGCAAGGCAACAAUUCGAGGUCCGGGUGGCAGUGCAAAAUGCCCCUGGCAACAUUCACUCAGGAGACCCAUACACAAAAAAGUUCAUCGUAUCCGAAUGUAAAAAACAGUACUACCACAACAACAACAAUAAAUCCUCAUAGACAUUCGGUGGGUAGUGUAACGUUUCGUAAAGAUUUAUAUCCGGUAGUAAAAAGUGUCGAAAUGUUUAAAAAUCAUCAUCCAUCAUCGGAGAAAAAUAGCAAUAAUAAUAAUAAUAAUAGUCAGUUUCAUGUACGUUUUGAAGAUAGCGAAAGUGAUCGAAAUAAGAAAAUAAAAAAUACGGAUAUCGAAAAUAGUCUAGAAUCUCUAUGUUUGCAAAUGAUGGAACAUGCACUUGGGCCUUAAUAUUGCAAAAUUUAAUUGUGAUUAUUUUUUAUUUUUUUUAUUAUUAUUUUAUUCGUACUGUCGGCCUAGUUUGACUAAUUUAUACUUUUUUAGCUUUGUGUGUUAGAAUCGUAUUAACUGCUGGCAGAUUUAUAGUGUUUUAUUGUGAUUUUUGUUGAGAUGAAAUUAUUUGAUAUUUAAAAAAAAAAAAGGGUUUCUCCUAUUUUAAGACUGCAUUAUUAUAUUUUUAAUAAUUUCGCGCCAAAAUUUGUAUUCGUGACAGUUAGUUUGAUAAACUAAAACGUUUUUACAUGCAAAAUUUUUGGAAAAGUUUGUGGAAUUGUGCAUGUUGUGAUUGUCUAUGUGUGAUACAAGUUAGCCAAAAAAACGGCGAAAACUGAAGCAAAAGACUGAUUUCUAAAUAAAAAAUUGAAACGAAACUGGAUUUUAUUUGAACCCAAAUAAA
Messenger RNA from Tribolium madens (black flour beetle), 2472 nucleotides. It is a transcript of the gene smg, whose product is annotated as protein Smaug homolog 1. The record is from RefSeq and is a predicted model, not a curated record. The transcript is spliced from 6 exons. Gene Ontology annotation, biological process: regulation of mRNA stability; negative regulation of translation; nuclear-transcribed mRNA poly(A) tail shortening. Lineage: Eukaryota; Metazoa; Arthropoda; Insecta; Coleoptera; Tenebrionidae. Gene Ontology annotation, cellular component: P-body. Gene Ontology annotation, molecular function: protein binding; mRNA binding; translation repressor activity. The coding region runs from base 348 to 2027 and encodes 559 amino acids.